AUGAGACUGCAACCCAUAUUUGACGUGAUCUGCAUCCGCUUCGCCAUCGCUUCUCUUAUCGUGAUCAACUUAGCUAUUGCCGGCCUUGAUUCAGCCAUUGCCCGGUUUGCAGUUGUCUUGCGAGAUCGUGCAAAAUCCGAUCUCGCAGCCUCCGGGGACAGUGUCGCAGACAAUGUUUUCACAAACCUGAUGCACCGAGUGCUAAUAUCUGCGAUAAUUGGUGCACUUGCAUCGACUGGUUUCGCGAUAUUUGGGAUAGGGCUGACCGUGUCUUCAAGCCGCGCCGCAAAAUCCCACGACGCAUUCGCCUUGUUUGGCUUUAUACAAUUUUUCGUCAGCAUUGGCUACGUCGCCUUAGGUGGCCUUAUUGCUGAUAUUUUACAUGGAUACCAAUCCUCGUUUGAACGGUUCUCCCACGCUGGUGAAAUUCCAUAUUACGAGAUCAUGUACUAUGGUGGAGUUGGAGAAGCAGCCUUCGGGGCCUUGGUGAUGGUUUUGAUGAUCGUGACUCUCUUUGCUCAGCCGAAGUUGACGGGAAGGCAACCAGUGAGAUUCCAAGAAGCUGCAAGCGUGGCUUGA
Molecule: messenger RNA, 579 nt
Organism: Penicillium angulare
Lineage: Eukaryota; Fungi; Ascomycota; Eurotiomycetes; Eurotiales; Aspergillaceae
Exons: 1
Coding region: 1-579 (192 amino acids)
Source: RefSeq, a predicted model, not a curated record